UUUCAAGAUGGCGGAUAAUCUCCCUUCGGAGUUUGAUGUGAUCGUAAUAGGGACGGGUUUGCCUGAAUCCAUCAUUGCAGCUGCAUGUUCCAGAAGUGGCCAGAGGGUUCUGCAUCUUGAUUCAAGAAGCUACUAUGGAGGAAACUGGGCCAGUUUUAGCUUUUCAGGACUAUUGUCUUGGCUAAAGGAAUACCAGGAAAACAGUGACAUUGUGAAUGAAAGUCCAGCAUGGCAAGAGCAGAUUUUUGAAAAUGAAGACUCUAUUGCUCUUAGCAGGAAGGAUAAAACCAUUCAACAUGUGGAAGUGUUUUGUUAUGCCAGUCAGGAUCUGCAUGAAGAUGUAGAAGAAGCUGGUGCACUGCAGAAAAAUCAUGCUUCUGUGACAUCUGCAAACCCCACGGAAGGGGCACAUUCUGCCUAUCUGCCUUCGGAACAUGAGUCGUGCACUGUGAGCUGUGAAAUGCCCACAGAGAAAACUCCAAAGAGUGAUCUGGAGAAUUCCCUAGAAAUAAAUGAUGUCGAAGCAACAAGGGAAAAAGAAAAGCAUUGUGAUGAUAAAACUUGUGUGAAGUCAGUUUCAGAAGAAGAAACAAGUGAAAAUGUGCUUACAGCAGAGGACACCUCACUGCAAUCAAAGAAAAAUAGGAUUACUUACUCACAAAUUGUUAAAGAAGGCAGGAGGUUUAAUAUCGAUUUAGUAUCAAAACUGCUGUAUUCUCGAGGAUUACUAAUUGAUCUCUUAAUCAAAUCUAAUGUAAGUCGUUAUGCAGAGUUCAAAAAUAUUACCAGGAUUCUUGCACUUCGAGAUGGAAGAGUGGAACAGGUUCCUUGUUCUAGAGCAGAUGUCUUUAAUAGCAAACAACUUACAAUGGUAGAAAAGCGAAUGUUAAUGAAGUUUCUUACAUUUUGUAUGGAGUAUGAAAAACAUCCUGAUGAAUAUAAAGCCUAUGAGGAGACUACAUUUUCUGAGUAUUUAAAAACUCAGAAAUUAACCCCUAACCUCCAGUACUUUGUCCUGCAUUCAAUUGCAAUGACAUCAGAGACAGCCAGCAAUACCAUAGAUGGCCUCAAAGCCACCAAAAACUUUCUUCACUGUCUUGGGCGGUAUGGCAACACUCCAUUUUUAUUUCCUUUAUAUGGUCAAGGAGAACUUCCCCAGUGUUUCUGCAGGAUGUGUGCUGUGUUUGGAGGAAUCUAUUGUCUUCGCCAUUCAGUACAGUGCCUUGUUGUGGACAAAGAAUCCAGAAAAUGUAAAGCAAUCAUAGAUCAGUUUGGUCAGAGAAUAAUUUCUAAGCAUUUCCUUGUGGAGGACAGUUACUUUUCUGAGAACAUAUGCUCACAUGUACAAUACCGGCAGAUCUCCAGGUCAGUCCUGAUUACAGAUAGAUCUGUAUUAAAAGCAGAUUCAGAUCAACAGAUUUCCAUUUUGACGGUACCAGCAGAGGAAACAGGAACUUUUGCUGUUCGGGUCAUUGAGUUAUGUUCUUCAACAAUGACAUGCAUGAAAGGCACAUAUUUGGUUCAUUUGACUUGUACAUCUUCUAAAACAGCAAGAGAAGAUUUAGAACCAAUUGUGCAGAAAUUAUUUACUCCAUAUACCGAAACGGAGAUAGAAAAUGAAGAAAAUGAAAAACCAAGACUUCUGUGGGCUCUUUACUUCAAUAUGAGAGAUUCUUCAGAUGUCAGCAGGAACUCUUAUAAUGAUUUACCAUCCAAUGUUUAUGUCUGCUCUGGCCCAGACUGUGGUUUAGGAAAUGAUAAUGCAGUCAAACUGGCUGAAACACUUUUCCAGCAAGUCUGCCCUAACGAAGACUUCUGUCCACCCCCACCAAAUCCUGAAGACGUUAUCAUUGAUGGGGAUAGUUUACAAUCAGAGGUGUCGGAAUCUAGUUUCAUACCAGAAGCGAACUCAGAGACUCCCAAGGAAAGCACAAGCCUGGGAAAUCCAGAGGGGUCCUCUCAGUGAUGGAUAUACACCAAACUAUACACCCACUCUGAAAAUUCCUCCUGGCCUCAGAGUCUUCAUGGAAGAAAGGUUUGAAAAGGGUUAGAAAACAGCAGCAGGUUGACAUACAUAAUUGCCAAGAGAACAGGGCAUAGAAAUCCAAAAGGAGAUUUUCCUUGAAGAGGAUAUUGAAAGAACACAAACACUUGUAAAGCACAUUGGCUUGCCUGCUUUAAAAUAACACACCUGAGGAAUUAGCAGAUGAAUAUAAGUGGAUGGAUUCCCAGGAAUAUAGCUAUGGAUAUGAAAGUGGGCCUAUGCAUUAUUAAAGAUUUUGUGGUAUUAGGAAAGCUUUUGCUUACCACUUUGGAUCUUUGAAAUCCACAUCUUCAGAAGCAUCCGGUCAUGUAUUUCCUUUGAUUAUUUUAAUUCUAUUUUCUUUAUAGAUAUAAGCAUGAUGGCAACAAUGAUAAAAGCACAUGUAAAUGUAAUUGAGGGAAUCUAAAAUAUCUUGAUCUAGCCAGGAGGCUAUGUUUGCAGUAGAGGUUUCUUUGGUUUUCUAUCUUGAGAAUUAUUGAAAAUGCCAAUAUUAAGGUACACAUUCUUACAAGCGAAUCAUGAGUCCAUUACUCAACAUUUUUAAAUGUUAGUAGUGCUAUUUGUAUGUGAAUCAUUUACCCACUAGGAAAGUAUAUGGGACUGAAGGAAUGGAAGGAAAGAUUUGGAUAUGCUCAUCAGUAUGUGGAAAUUCUGUCAAGUAACUAGAGCCUAACUGGAUAUGGACCCAGUUUAGUCCUAGCUAUAUUACUGAUGAGAUUAGACAAAUUGUUUAUUUUGUCUAAAAGUAGGGCUCACUUUCUCCAUAUGUAAGGUGGAAAUAGUAACACACUGCCUGCCUUAGGAGAAUGAUUCUGAAGAUAAAUACAGUGCAAUCCUUUAGAUGGUUUUUCUGGGGGUAGGAAGGGGUUGUUUUCCCCUUGACUUGAAGGUAAAUAUCAAAAAUCUCAUGCAGCAAAUUGUUUGCUGUCAACUCCCCCAAUACAGUAGAUCACAGUGCUUUUAUUGCAUUAAGCUUUUAAAAUAAAACUAUUUCCCAAGUUAGUAUUUUAUAGUCUUAUAGACCAUAAAACAUAGUAAUGGAAUUGUGGUUUUGAAUCUUAAUAAGGAAAGCACUAUAUAAAUUCUUCAUAUUCCUUUUCUGGUAGGUAAGCCUAAAGUCACUAAAAACUCUCUAUACAGUAUGACAAUUGGUAAACCCUAAUAUACAAUUAACAUUAAAUUGUUAGGGUUAUACAUAGCCAGGAAACCUAGUUACAGUGACCAUGACAAUGUAAAAAUUUUUCUAGAAGCCAAGCAUGAUGAUUUGCUUUUUUGAGCAAUAGUUUGGAUUUAAUUUGUUUCAAUAAUUAAAUACAUAAAAUGUUUAUUGUGCAAUCUGGCCUACAUUGCCAAUCAGAGAGCCGUAGCUAUAGUAGAAAGCACAUAGUUCUUACUUCAGUUGCAGGGGGGCUAUGAGCUCUCCAGAUUUUAGAGAAGAUCUUAAAGGAAGCUAUCUCUGUCAGGUCACUGAUUUCUAGGAAAUGAAAAGAACCAAGGAAUGUAGCCCUGGCCUCACCUUCCCUAUCCCCUGUAGCUAUAACUGAAUCCAGGUGAAAAAAAAAAAAAACAUUCCCAGCCUCUCAGGGUGCUCCUAACUGUUCUACCCAUUGUACAGCUCAUCUCCUAUCUCUUUGGACCCUUCUGUGUCUCUCUUCCCCUUUUAUAUUUUACAAAUCAGAUAUAGUGGAAUCACAUUAUAAUCUAAUUUGUUAAUAGAUUCAGAUCUUAAAUCAUGUUUCCCAAAACCCAGCUUAUGCCAUGGUCUAAAUGCACAAUACAUACCUAGAAUCACCAGGUAUUGGCCCUGCCCCUCAAUACCAACAAUAUGAAAGAUCCCGUUAUAUAUGGAAGUAUUGAGUUUGAAUACAGUUGCACCAAUUAAAAUACUGUGCUUUGUUACAGUCUAAGGGUUAAGGUUUCUUGAAUGCAGCAUACACAUUUAUGUAAACAACCAUUCAGAGUAGGCUCAGAAUAAUAACUAGAAAAUUAUGAUAGCUUUACUGCAGCUAUAUAUAUGCAGACAAGGAAGGUGAUAUUUUGUGGUCUUAUGUCCCAACCCAUAUUGUACCCUAUUUUAUCCAUUAAGCAUCCUCAUAAUCUCUCUUCCAAGUUCUGUAUUAAAUACUAUUGAAAUAUUUAAAAGUUCCUAAAUAUGAUUAGUAGUGAUUAAAAUAUUAUACAACUGUUUAAAACAUUUUGAUAAAGAACCUUAAAUAUUUCCUGUUGCCUCAGAAUAUAAUAGAAAUCAUUCUAAGAGCUUUCUUUUCAGCUAUCUUAAAUACUGUUAUUCUUUUAUACUGUUAAAUAAAAAAAGAAAAACCGUUUUGGUUUUGUUGUAAAACCAUAAGCCUGAAGUUAUAUGAAUAAAGUGAAUAUGUUAUAUGCAAUACAGAAGUUUCAGUAGCUAAUUUAAAAUGUUGAACAUUAUUGUCAAAGAAUUCUGAUUCAUAUGUUUAAAAUGUUUAGUUCUGCAUGCUCUUUUAUCAAAAACAAUAAUACCACACAGCUUAGUAAUCUAUAUGAAAAUUAAUUACCCUGUGUCUUUGUCUAGUUGGUAUGCCUACCCAGAAGAAUAGGAAGGUAGGUAGGUUGGUAAGUAGGUAGGUAGGUAGGUAGGUAGGUAGAUAGAUACUAUAAAUUUAGGUAUUUUUCUAUAGGAAAACUGAAUUAAAUUUUCCCAUUUCCAGUAAUAUUUAGUUGCCCAUAGUAAAAUGGCCACAUUAAUAGUUAACUUCUAAGAAUGGUAGUUUCUGAGAUUGGCAGCCCUUUAACUGAAAUAAUGACCAUGAUAAUGAUUAACUUCUGUCAUAGCUAUUUUUCCCAAGAAGGUAGACUUUGCCUAAAGUCCUAAAGAUCUCACAAUUUUUUGUUGAAAUUUGAUUGCUAAAUCAUAUUUAUCCUUUAAAGCAAUAAUUAAAUAAUUUUCUCACAAAUAAGUUAAUUACUGUUAUUGAUAUUGAAUGAAUUAGCUCUAUCCUUGGUUAAUAUUCUUAUGUGCACUUCAAAACCAUAAAUAUGAUUAUUCAUGAUUUUGAAACAAUAAUAAUUUUUAGAGGAAAUAGGAGUAUGUUUUGAUGACUUUUAGGCAUGGUUUAGUAUUUUUCAAUGUUAAAUUUUUGCAUAUAUGCCAAGAAAUUAAAGAUUGUCUUAGAAGUA
Suricata suricatta (meerkat) is the source of this 5200-nucleotide messenger RNA. It is a transcript of the gene CHM, whose product is annotated as CHM Rab escort protein. The record is from RefSeq and is a predicted model, not a curated record. The transcript has 15 exons. Bases 8 to 1966 code for a protein of 652 amino acids. Lineage: Eukaryota; Metazoa; Chordata; Mammalia; Carnivora; Herpestidae. Gene Ontology annotation, cellular component: cytosol; nucleus; Rab-protein geranylgeranyltransferase complex. Gene Ontology annotation, molecular function: GDP-dissociation inhibitor activity. Gene Ontology annotation, biological process: small GTPase-mediated signal transduction; intracellular protein transport; vesicle-mediated transport.